CUACCUUCGAAGCCCAGCAGCCAGUCUCUGCGCGUUGGGAACUGGUCAGAAAGGAAGAGCCACCGCUUACCACGGCUGCCCAAGCGGCACAGCCACGAUGACAUGCUGCUGCUGGCUCAGCUUGGCAUUCCCUCCUCCCCUUCCAGCCUCAACGAGGACAGCCUAAGUACCGCGAGCGAGCUGCUGUCUACACGGCGGGCCAGGAGGAUCCCAAAGCUUGUGCAAAGAAUCAAUUCCAUCUACAGUGCAAAAAGAGGAAAAAAACGAUUGAAGAAACUUUCCAUGUCCAAUAUUGAGACAGCGUCCCUACGAGAUGAGAACAGCGAGAGUGAGAGCGACUCAGAUGACAGGUUUAAAGCUCAUACCCAGCGUCUAGUACACAUCCAGUCAAUGCUGAAGAGGGCUCCAAGUUAUCGAACCCUGGAACUGGAGCUGAUUGAGUGGCAGGAACGGGAGUUAUUUGAGUAUUUUGUGGUAGUGUCACUGAAAAAGAAGCCUUCUAAAAACACUUACCUCCCAGAAGUGACAUAUCAGUUUCCCAAGCUAGAAAGACCAACCAAGCAAAUGCGUGAAGCGGAGGAGCGUCUCAAGGCUAUCCCUCAGUUCUGCUUUCCUGAUGCCAAGGACUGGCUCCCUGUCUCCGAGUACAACAGUGAGACCUUUUCUUUCAUGCUGACUGGGGAAGAUGGGAGCCGGCGGUUUGGUUAUUGCAGGAGGCUGUUGCCAAGUGGAAAAGGUCCACGCCUACCUGAAGUUUAUUGUGUCAUCAGCCGGUUGGGGUGCUUUGACUUAUUUUCAAAGAUCCUGGAUGAGGUUGAAAGGAGAAGGGGAAUAUCUGCUGCCUUGGUUUAUCCAUUUAUGAGGAGUCUCAUGGAAUCUCCUUUUCCUGCACCUGGGAAGACAAUCAAAGUCAAAACCUUCCUGCCUGGAGCUGGAAACGAGGUCAUUGAGCUGCGGCGGCCGAUGGACUCACGCCUGGAACAUGUGGACUUUGAAUGCCUUUUCAAGUGCCUCAGUGUUCGACAGAUCAUCAGGAUCUUUGCUUCUCUCCUGUUGGAGCGGCGUGUGAUUUUUGUAGCAGAUAAGCUCAGCACGCUCUCAAGCUGCUCGCACGCCGUGGUGGCCCUGCUGUACCCCUUCUCCUGGCAGCACACCUUCAUCCCUGUUCUGCCCUCAUCCAUGAUCGACAUCGUGUGCUGCCCGACCCCCUUCCUGGUGGGACUGCUCUCCAGCUCUCUGCCCAAGCUGAAGGAGCUGCCCGUAGAGGAGGCUUUGAUGGUUAACCUGGGAUCAGAUCGAUUCAUCAGACAGAUGGAUGAUGAAGAUACACUAUUACCUAGAAAGUUGCAAGCUGCUCUGGAGCAGGCUCUAGAGAGAAAGAAUGAACUGAUAAAUCAGGAUUCAGAUAGUGAUUCAGAUGAUGAAUGUAACACCCUGAAUGGAUUAGUGUCUGAGGUUUUUAUCCGAUUCUUUGUGGAGACAGUUGGCCAUUAUUCCCUGUUCCUAACCCAGAAUGAAAAAGGAGAGCGUGCCUUCCAAAGGGAGGCUUUCCGUAAAUCUGUGGCAUCCAAGAGUAUACGCCGCUUCUUGGAAGUUUUCAUGGAAUCCCAAAUGUUUGCUGGCUUCAUCCAGGACAGAGAGCUGAGAAAAUGCAGGGCCAAAG
Messenger RNA from Pterocles gutturalis (yellow-throated sandgrouse), 1663 nucleotides. It is a transcript of the gene DENND2B, whose product is annotated as suppression of tumorigenicity 5. The record is from RefSeq and is a predicted model, not a curated record. NCBI's taxonomy places the organism in Eukaryota, Metazoa, Chordata, Aves, Pterocliformes, Pteroclidae. The transcript is spliced from 13 exons. The annotation marks the transcript as partial. Gene Ontology annotation, biological process: positive regulation of ERK1 and ERK2 cascade.